AUGAAGAUAUCUAUAAUCUAUGUGUUGGGUUUUGUAUAUCUGAUCGGAGAUAUCGUUGAUUGUCAGCCAGGUUUGUUUUGGGUACUUUUUGAGGUUGAAAAAUGAUUGCGCGGGAAAUUUUGGGAAUUUUUGAACUCAAAAAAAAUUCCCGAAAAUUGUACGUUUCAAAAUUAUUCUAUGAUGAAUUUUGAAAUUUUGAAAAUAAUCUUUCAAAAAUAUAAUACAAUCCAAAUACAAAUUAAAUUUCUAGGCUGAAUUUUUUCACAAAAAAACAGUUCUCAAAAAACUUAAGAAUCUGUAAAUUUCAGUUGUUUUUUAAAUUUGAAAAAGUGGUUUCUAAGAAUUUUUGAACUCAAAAAAAUUCCUGAAAAUUUUACGCUUCAAAUUUUGAAUAUGAAACAAUUUCAAACUAACGAGUAUUCCAGAACAGCUUCUAAAUAGAGUUAGAAAAUCUUUUGAAAAAACCCCGAAAACUUACGUUUCAAAAUUAUUCUAUGAUGAAUCUUUGUUUUUAAGGUUAGUAUUGUUUUUCUAUAUUUUUCAGACAAAACUGCUUGAAAAAAUUUCAGAAUCUGGAAUUUCAGAUUAAAUUUCAAGGCUGUAUUUUUUCACAAAAAAAACAGUUUCAAAAAACUUUUUCCAGGGAAACUUAAGAAUCUGUAAAUUUUUGUGUUUUUGAAAAAUUGUGAUUUUUAAUUAAAUUUAAAAAUGGGUUUUCUAAGAAUUUUUGAACUCAAAAAAAUUCCAGAAAAAUUUUACGCUUCAAAAUUUUUUUAUUAUGAAUUUUGAAAUUUAAAUAAUAAUCUUUCAAAAAUAUAAUACAAUCCAAAUACAACCCAAGUAGUUAGAAAAAUUAAAUUUCUAGGCUGAAUUUUUUCACAAAAAAAAAAACAGUUUCAAAAAACUUUUUCCAGGGAAACUUAUGAUUCUGUAAAUUUCAGUGUUUUUGAAAAAUUUGAAAUUUUUAAUUAAAUUUAAAAAUGGGGUUUCUAAAAAAUUUUAAACCCAAAAAAAAUUCCAGAAAAAUUUACGUUUCAAAAUUUCAAUAUCAAACAAUUUCAAACUAACGAGUAUUCCCGAACAGCUUCUAGAGUUAGAAAAUCUUUUGAAAAAACCCCGAAAACUUACGUUUCAAAAUUAUUCUAUGAUGAAUCUUUGUUUUUAAGGUUAGUAUCGUUUUUCUAUAUUUUUCAGAUAAAACUGCUUGAAAAAAUUUCAGAAUCUAGAAUUUCAGAUUAAAUUUCUAGGCUGAUUUUUUUCACAAAAAAAAGGUUUCAAAAAACUUUUUCCAGGGAAACUUAAGAUUCUGUAAAUUUCAGUGUUUUUGAUUAAAUUUAAAAAUGGGGUUUUCUAAGAAUUUUUGAACCCAAAAAAAAAUUCCAGAAAAAUUUACGUUUCAAAAUUUGAAUAUCAAACAAUUUAAAACUAACGAGUAUUACCAGACAGUUUCGAUUUUUGAAAACUAAAAAAAAUAUCCGCGAAAAAUUUUAAGUUUCAAAAUUGCUUAAUGAAUUUUGAGCUUAUAUAAACCUAGUACUCGCAAAAAUUUUAGCAUCUGAAAUUUGUAGGAAAACAUUUUGAAACAGUGAUUUUUUGGCGGAAAAUUCGAAACAUGUUUCAAAAUUUGUUCCAGAUGAUCAAAUAAAUCUGAUAAAAUUGGCAUGUGCCAGAAAUCCAACGCUAGGAAUUUGCGAAGAUCUCAGGAAUCGACGAAGUUCAGGAUCAGAUCGUAAGUUCGCCCUCUUCCUCAAAUUUCAUUUAUCAACCAAAUGUUUUUUUAACAGUAAUAACCCCACUUCCUCUUCCACCCGGAGCCGACAGAAAAGCUCACGACACCCCAACAACAACAACCCAAUCGCGCAAACCAUAUCCUCAUCUCACUCCCGAGCAAAGUUAUGUGCUCCAAACGAAAUGUGCGCGAGUCAGUCAUUUGGUGCGCAAACACUGUAAACCGGGCAAAGUUUCGGCGACGAAUGCGGGACGGUGUGCCGCGUUUUUCCGCGAUUGCUCCAGAUUUAUCAGCAAGGCCGAUCCGUUGGGUGCAAUUGCCAAUUCUUUUGAUUCGGCGGUGAGAUUUUUGUUUUUCGUUCAAAAAUUUGUUCAAAAAAAUCGGCCCGAGUUUUUUCAAAAAAAAAAUUGGCCCGAGUUUUUUUUUUUUAAAUCGGCCCAAGUUUUUUCAAAAAAAAAAUCGGCCCAAGUUUAAAAAAAAAUCGGCCCGAGUUUUUUCAAAAAAAAAUCGGUCCAAGUUUUUUCAAAAAAAAAUCGGUCCAAGUUUUUUCAAAAAAAAAUCGGCCCAAGUUUUAAAAAAAAUCGGCCCGAGUUUUUUCAAAAAAAAAUCGGCCCGAGUUUUUUCAAAAAAAUCGGCCCGAGUUUUUUCAAAAAAAAAAUCGGCCAGUUUUUUUUUUUUUUAUUAAAAAGGAUUUUUUAAAAAGGUAGACGUGGCAAAGUUGUUCGCAACCUCCUGAACUUUACAAAUCUGAUUCAAAUUUUCCAGGUCAACGUGAACAUCGCAAACGUGGAUGUGAAAGGAAUCCCAUAUUAUCCGAUGAAUGAAGAGGGAGCUGUUGGUGUCGGUUUGGGACUUGGUGUUCCUUUUGGAUCUUGGGGUGGCGGAUUCUCGAGCAGUGUUGGCGUCAGAGAUUAUUGGCAUUCUGAUCAGGAGGCUGGAGCGAAUUGGUAUGAUGGCAAGUAUGGAUAUAAGGUGAGAAACCGCGACGCACAGCCGCACGCGACUGACGAAGUUUUUUCAUUUUCAGAAUCACUGGAAUGUCCCGCUGGUUCAAUCGCUCGGUAUCGAAGGCGGUCAACACAACACCGUCUCAUUUCCACUUCACGGAAAAGACGCGGGAAAUUUGAAAGUGGAUAAUGGUUAUGGCGUCGGGCCGUAUUAUCAACAAAACGAUCAUGUUGGGGUGAAUGUGAAGGAGGGAAAUGUGAAACAUACGUUUGGUGUUGGUGUUCCGAUGGUUGGUGUUGGUGUUGAGACAGGACAAGCUGUCGCUUUUCCUGGAUUGGAUGUUUGGGAACGAGCGUUGGGUUGA
This is a messenger RNA of Caenorhabditis angaria, 3041 nucleotides long. The record is from the annotation of a GenBank genome assembly. NCBI's taxonomy places the organism in Eukaryota, Metazoa, Nematoda, Chromadorea, Rhabditida, Rhabditidae.